This is a messenger RNA of Strongylocentrotus purpuratus (purple sea urchin), 1150 nucleotides long. RefSeq lists its product as uncharacterized. Lineage: Eukaryota; Metazoa; Echinodermata; Echinoidea; Camarodonta; Strongylocentrotidae. The transcript is spliced from 7 exons. The coding region runs from base 1 to 1035 and encodes 344 amino acids. The record is from RefSeq and is a predicted model, not a curated record.
AUGAAGGGUGUAAUAGAAAAGGUUUUCACAGAAGUUCAGUGUGAACUCAACGGCAGCGUUUGUCCGAAAACAGCUACGUUUGUGGGCAAUGUCACUGAGGACUCCAGUACUGCCACUAGUGGUCGAAGGAAACGUGCAGCUGUUCCCACUGGGUCACCAGAGGUACGGAUUCUGCUGGAUUCAAUCGUGAGUACUAUCGACAGUCUUCCAGAAGUAAUAAGUGUAAAUGGAAUAGCCAUUUCGGCGAAUGAUGACGUCAUAGAUCUCCUCACAGCAAUGGUCAGAAUGGACGUGACCUUUAAGAAUAACAUCACUAUUCAACAGUUGUUCUUACUCGUGAUAGCCUCUAUCAACAACAUCCCUGGAGUCGACGUUCAAAGUUUUGAGCUGCAGACUGAUCCAUGUUCAUUGGACAAUCCUUGUAGAAAUGGUGCUACAUGUGAAAGGGUCGAGCCCGGCUCUGCGAAUGUCACCUGCAUUCCUCUAAGUGACGAUGGCGGUCCAACAGCACUUAGCAUCGCCCUGCCCAUCGUGGCCGUCCUGGUCAUUUUCAUCCUUCUUACCAUGGGUUACCUUGUACGUCUCUACCGUGGCCGGAGGUGGCAAAUGGAGACGUUGUACGGUGUAUCGCAUGGAAUGACGGGUAACUUCAAGAAGGACACCAGUCGGAAUAGACGUUCCAACCCGUCACCAUACCGGCAGACAGAACACUUUGUUAACGAAAGCACUCCGGGAGCGAGACGAAAGCGGAGCAGAAGUAUCGGCCACCUGUCUUCGGGACACAUCAACCCUCCAUUCGUGCACAAAUACAAGGAUGGGCUAGAGAUGGGCUGGAGCUCGAAUACUGGUGAUGUGUUUCGUGAUGAUAGCGAAGCUCAGGGCUUGUCUUCUCGGCAGACGGUAGACGACAAUGGAUUUUCAUAUAGAUAUCGAACAGCCAGUGGUUACUGGACAGAGGCGUCCUACUCAAACGGCGCCCCCACAAGGAAUGGCCAGAAUAAAUUCCACCAUGGAUCCUUGGACACGUACUUUUAAACGAGUCCGUGAAAACCAGACAGAGAUUUGUUAUGAGGUUGAGAGGGGUGACCUAUUCAUGCAUCCAGUAGCUUAUUUGGUAUGGAAUUGAGCUAGCAUAGUCCCUCCCCCCCCC